ACCUCACCCUCUCCAUCCCCUGCUCCGCUCCGAUCACCACCUCCUCCUCCUCGAGGUUCUGGUUUUACCCCCAUCCAUCCCGGCGGGCGAUCGAGGGCGCUGGCUGCGUGCGACGCGAGCGGCCAAGAAGCGGCGGCGGCGGCGGGGGAGGGAUGGAGCGGUACGAGGUGAUCAGGGACAUCGGCUCCGGGAACUUCGGGGUGGCCAAGCUGGUCCGGGACGUCGCCACCAAGGAGCUCUUCGCCGUCAAGUUCAUCGAGAGGGGCCUCAAGAUUGAUGAGCAUGUUCAAAGGGAGAUUAUGAAUCACCGAUCACUGAAGCAUCCAAAUAUAAUCCGAUUCAAGGAGGUUGUGCUAACUCCCACACAUUUGGCAAUAGUUAUGGAAUAUGCUUCUGGUGGUGAGCUAUUUGAAAGAAUUUGCAACGCGGGAAGAUUCAGUGAGGAUGAGGCAAGGUUCUUCUUCCAACAACUGAUUUCUGGAGUGAGCUAUUGUCAUUCUAUGCAAGUAUGCCAUAGAGAUUUGAAACUUGAAAAUACUCUCUUGGAUGGGAGUGUCGCGCCUCGGCUUAAGAUUUGUGAUUUUGGUUACUCCAAGUCUUCUGUUCUGCACUCUCAACCGAAAUCAACUGUUGGCACGCCAGCUUACAUUGCUCCAGAGGUCCUCUCUAGAAAAGAGUAUGAUGGGAAGGUUGCUGAUGUUUGGUCUUGCGGUGUAACACUGUAUGUGAUGCUUGUCGGUGCAUAUCCUUUUGAGGAUCCUGAUGACCCCAAGAACUUUCGCAAGACGAUCACUCGGAUACUCAGUGUACAGUAUUCAAUUCCAGACUAUGUUCGAGUCUCAGCGGAGUGCAGGCAUCUCCUGUCCCGGAUUUUCGUUGGAAAUCCUGAGCAGAGGAUAACCAUUCCAGAGAUCAAGAACCACCCAUGGUUCCUCAAGAACCUGCCCAUCGAGAUGACUGACGAGUACCAGAGGAGCAUGCAGCUGGCAGACAUGAACACGCCGUCGCAGAGCCUGGAGGAGGUCAUGGCGAUCAUCCAGGAGGCCCGGAAACCGGGCGACGCCAUGAAGCUCGCCGGCGCUGGCCAGCUCGGCUGCCUGGGAAGCAUGGAUCUCGACGACAUCGACGAUAUCGACGACAUCGACAUCGAGAACAGCGGGGACUUCGUGUGCGCCUUGUGACAGAUGCCAAUCGAAUUGAUCAUGUUGGUUGAAGACUCAAAGUAGCAGCGAGCUUUCUUGGUGGCCGAUUUGUGUGCGUGGAAGGUGGAUCCCCUUCUGUUGCUGUGUCGUUCAUGGCUCUCGUUUUGAUUGCGGAUCACAUAUGCUCUGUGACCAAGAGAUUGCCAUCGCUGUGCAUAAAUAAGAUGAGUUUAAUUACAUGCUGGUAGUUGUAUUCUUGGCAAAAUGCUUUGUGCUACCAGUUCUUUAUUUACAUUUCAUCAGUUAUUCUUCAUGCAAUUCCUGUCCUUUCUCAUAAUCUUAGCAAACUGGGGUACAUGUUUUCGUAUACUGAAUACAAGAAUCCAUCGUAAGACUUUCUGGCACUAUCUUGUAUAUAUAUUUUUCAU
Molecule: messenger RNA, 1570 nt
Organism: Oryza brachyantha (malo sina)
Lineage: Eukaryota; Viridiplantae; Streptophyta; Magnoliopsida; Poales; Poaceae
Product: serine/threonine-protein kinase SAPK1
Exons: 9
Coding region: 153-1181 (342 amino acids)
Biological process (GO): intracellular signal transduction; protein phosphorylation
Molecular function (GO): ATP binding; protein serine/threonine kinase activity
Source: RefSeq, a predicted model, not a curated record